GGCCACACUAUCACAUUGUAUCGAUUCGGAGGGAGUUGAAUUUUUGCACGUAUUUGAAAGCGCAAAGAUGCGAAACAAAGAGCAGGAUAUCGAAUGAAAGAGCUCCUGCGAGACCAGGACUAGUUGCCUAACCACCAUGGAAAUACCCAUUCAGGUAGCGGUGCGCAUCUUCCCGCAUAGAGAGCUCAAGGACUUGUUGAGGAGCUUCGGCCCCACAGAGCCCAAAAAGGAUGCGCAGGCGGUGGAUGAGGGGGCGGACUCCAAGGACUCCGAGGCUCAAGUUCCGGCGGCUGAGAAGGACAAUCCGUCAAUUUCAGAGACGGACCCAAACGGGAAUGCUGAGCAGGACAGUGCGGCCGAUUCGAAGACAAUUCCAGAUGCCAAUGGCAACGACAGUGGUCAGAAGGAUUACCCAGACUCCGCAUAUUGCGUUCAGGCUAUUCCCAUCAGCGCUUCGGCCCUGGGAUUGCCCAGUGCCCUGCCAGGCGGAGAUCCCAUGGACAGCAUUGCAGCUGGACUGAUACAAGUCGGUCCCCACACGGUUCCGGUCACCCACGCCCUGCCCAGCAGCAGCUCCCAGGAGCAAGUGUACCACCAGACGGUCUUUCCGCUCAUCACCCUGUUCCUGGAAGGUUUCGACGCAUCUGUAGUCACCUAUGGCCAGAGGGGCCAGGGCAAAAGCUACACACUCUACGGAAACGUCCAGGACCCUACUCUGACGGAUUCCACCGAAGGAGUCGUCCAACUUUGUGUCCGUGACAUUUUCUCACACAUAUCGUUGCACCCAGAACGCACCUAUGCCAUCAACGUGGGAUUCGUGGAAAUUUGCGGAGGUGAUGUCUGCGACUUGUUGGGCAUGGGAAACAUACACUGCACCAACGUAGAUGCCGUCUUCCACUGGUUGCAGGUGGGUCUGUCGGCCCGCCAAUCGUUGCCGGCGCACACCCUGUUCACGCUUACCCUGGAGCAGCAGUGGGUGUCCAAGGAGGGGCUGUUGCAGCACCGCUUGUCCACGGCCAGUUUCUCGGAUCUCUGCGGCACAGAGAGAUGUGGAGACCAGCCACCGGGACGUCCUCUCGAUGCUGGCCUGUGUAUGCUGGAGCAGGUGAUCAGUACUCUCACAGAUCCAGGCCUCAUGUACGGGGUUAAUGGCAACAUUCCGUACGGUCAGACCACGCUCACCACUCUCCUGAAGGACUCGUUCGGCGGACGGGCUCAGACGCUCGUGAUCCUGUGCGUGUCACCGCUGGAAGAGCACUUGCCCGAAACUCUUGGCAACCUGCAGUUCGCCUUUAAGGUGCAGUGCGUACGUAAUUUUGUAAUUAUGAACACCUACUCCGACGACAACACGAUGAUCGUUCAGCCGGCUGAGCCUGUUCCCGAAUCCAAUUCCUCUGCUGGACCCUUGUCGCAGGCGGGACCAGGGGACAACUUUGGCCUACAAUUCGCAGCAAGCCAAUGGUCCAAACUAGUUACCAACGCCGAGGGGCUAUUUUCCAAGCUGAUAGACUCCAAGCUAAUUACUGAAGUGGAGAAGGAGCAGAUCGAGGAGUGGCUCUUCCUCAAGCAGGAGUGCGAGGAGUGUCUCAGCUCAACAGAGGCUAUGCGUCAGCAAAAACAGUUGGUUCCCAUUCUGGAGGCCGAGGAGCCCGAGGACGUGAAUUCUGAAGCAGCCAAUUCGGAGUCGCCAAACUCCGACAACGAAAACGACACAGACAAUGAGUCGCAUCGGCCCGAUCUGGACGACAAGAUAGAAAGUCUAAUGGAAGAGUUUCGCGACAAAACAGACGCUCUUAUACUUGAAAAACACGCUGAAUAUCUAUCCAAGCAUCCGAAGGCGGUUAUGCAAAGCCAAGACCGCGAGAUUGAGGCACAGCCGCCAGAAGAAAAUGGUGAUGAUCGAAAAGUCAGCAUUGGCAGUCGCAGGAGAAGUGUUCAGCCAGGUGCUAGCUUAAGUACUGCUGAGCUUGCCAUGCUUAAUCGGGUAGCUUCCCAGCAGCCGCCUCCGCCCAUCGAUCCUGAGUCGGUCGUCGAUCCUCUGGAAAGUUCUUCGGGCGAAGGAAUCCGUCAGGCGGCUCUCGCUGCCGCCGCCGCCACUGCUCCUAUUGAACAGCUGCAGAAAAAAUUGCGCAAACUGGUCGCUGAGAUCGAGGGCAAGCAACGACAGUUACGGGAAAUCGAAGAGACAAUCCAGGUAAAACAAAAUAUAAUCGCCGAAUUGGUCAAGAACAGCGAUACACGCAGCCAUGCAAAGCAAAGAUUUCACAAGAAACGUGCCAAACUUGAGGCCGAGUGCGACAAGGCCAAGAAGCAGUUAGGUAAGGCGCUAGUUCAAGGCCGGGAUCAGUCGGAGAUUGAGCGAUGGACCACGAUAAUCGGACAUCUCGAGCGUCGACUAGAAGACCUCAGCUCAAUGAAGCAUAUUGCGGGUGAGAGCGGACAGAAGGUGAAGAAGCUACAGCAAUCGGUGGGCGAGUCGCGAAAACAGGCCGAUGAUUUACAGAAAAAGCUUCGAAAGGAGUGCAAGCUGCGCUGCCAGAUGGAGGCGGAGCUGGCCAAACUACGAGAAUCCAGGGAGACUGGCAAAGAGCUAGUGAAGGCGCAAGGUUCUCCCGAGCAACAAGGCCGCCAGUUAAAGGCAGUACAGGCUAGGAUUACGCACCUUAAUCACAUUUUACGCGAGAAGUCGGAUAACCUGGAGGAGCAGCCGGGACCAGAACAGCAGGAGACCUUGCGUCAUGAGAUCCGCAACUUGCGCGGAACUCGUGACUUGUUGUUGGAAGAACGCUGUCAUUUGGACCGCAAACUUAAGCGGGACAAGGUGCUGACGCAAAAGGAGGAGCGCAAGCUGCUCGAGUGCGAUGAGGCCAUCGAGGCCAUAGAUGCGGCCAUAGAAUUCAAGAACGAGAUGAUCACGGGCCACCGCUCCAUCGACACGAGCGACCGAAUUCAGCGGGAGAAGGGAGAACAGAUGCUGAUGGCACGCCUAAAUCGUCUCUCAACGGAGGAGAUGCGAACACUUCUGUACAAAUACUUCACGAAGGUUAUCGAUUUGCGCGACUCUUCACGAAAGCUGGAGCUGCAGCUGGUGCAGUUGGAGCGUGAGCGGGAUGCCUGGGAGUGGAAGGAGCGUGUUCUGUCCAAUGCCGUGCGCCAGGCUAGACUGGAAGGCGAACGGAAUGCGGUGCUGCUGCAGCGCCAGCACGAAAUGAAACUCACUUUGAUGCUGCGUCACAUGGCGGAGGAAACGUCGGCCAGUUCGGCCAGCUACGGAGAACGAGCUUUGGCCCCUGCCUGUGUCGCCCCGCCGGUGCAGGCCAGUAGUGAUUUCGACUACGAUCAUUUCUACAAAGGUGGCGGCAAUCCAAGCAAGGCACUGAUCAAAGCGCCAAAGCCGAUGCCCACCGGCUCGGCGCUAGACAAAUACAAGGACAAAGAGCAACGCAGCGGACGCAACAUCUUUGCCAAGUUCCAUGUGCUCACCAGAUAUGCGUCAGCUGCCGCAGCCGGUUCCUCAGGGUCCACGGCCGAGGAAUCCACGGCCCUGAUUGAGUCAACCACCACGGCCACGGCAACCACUACGUCGACAACCACCACUGGAGCCGUAGGAAAAGUGAAGGACAAGGCCCUGGUCAGCUUCAGGCCGGAGCAGCUGAAGCGUCUGAUGCCAGCUCCGACGGCCACGAAAGUGACGCGUCAGAAGAACAAGAUAAUUAUCCAGGACGCAAGUCGUCGAAACUAAAUACGAAUUUAACCAUUUCCAGGACGAUAUUAUAAGGUUAAGCCAAAUAGCCAUAUACAAUUAAUAGCCAUGAGCUGAAAUCCAGCCACUUUAAUAAUUAAGGCGAUAAUAUAAAAAAAUGCUUAAAAAUGUAUAACAGAUUACUCCCAUAUACAUGCAUACAUUUUAAUCAAUAGUCCGACAUAUAUACCAGCUUGAAUUUAUUAGUUUACUGCUUGUCGUUUAACUUAUUAAAGUGGCUGGAGUUCGAUAUCUUUUUAAGUGUGAAGCAAUAGCUCAGAUCCUGGUAACAAGAACUGAACAAGUUUCGUCCACAGUCAUGACACAAAUAGACUACAACACAUGGUUCUCAUUCCGGCUCUUUAGCUGGGGAGCAUUUAUUUUAGAAACCCCCACACGUACAUACACCUAGCAUAUGAAAGUAACUAUCCUCAUGAGAUUCAACCGUAAAGACUUGACCUGCUACUUAAGAUACUCGCAAGACAAACCGUACACAAAACUCGCUCAAAGUGUUGACCUAAGUCUCCGCAUUGUUUAACUUGUACAUAACAAUAAUUAUUAGGUAACCACUUAAUUUUAAUUGAUUUUGUUAGUUUUAGCUUAGUUGUAAACACUAUUGUGUCUUCCCUCGAAUUUUAAUUGACCUUCGAUACCAAUUACAACAUACGUACUCCAUACCCAAGUGUUAACCUUUAAUAUUCUAUCAAAAGCAUUUACUCUGUACAACUUAUAAAUGCUUCAAAUCGCAGUAUUUGCGCUAAUCCAAUACUCAUUUUGCAUUAACUUAAAAUUAAAAUUCAAUACUGUUUGGUUGUGUACAACGUAUUUUUUAUUGUCCAUUGAUAUAGAUGCAGUUUGCACUGUACUCCGAGUAACUUAAAUUGAUAUUAAUGUAUGUAUGUUCCCUCAAUAUCAGCGUGUGAAAAAUUAUAAACACAUUUGUAAGCAUACAUAUUCCGCCAAAUCGCUCGGCAUGGCUUUGUGUGGAUAUUGUUGGUUAAGCAAAUAAAUAUAUACAAAC
Messenger RNA from Drosophila melanogaster (fruit fly), 4763 nucleotides. It is a transcript of the gene cos, whose product is annotated as costa. Gene Ontology annotation, molecular function: microtubule binding; nucleotide binding; ATP binding. Lineage: Eukaryota; Metazoa; Arthropoda; Insecta; Diptera; Drosophilidae. Gene Ontology annotation, biological process: microtubule-based movement. Gene Ontology annotation, cellular component: cilium; cytoskeleton; microtubule cytoskeleton. The transcript is spliced from 4 exons. The coding region runs from base 137 to 3742 and encodes 1201 amino acids. The record is from RefSeq and is marked reviewed.